UCGUAGAAAAUAUAUUUUCAAACGGAAUGACUGCUCUCUCAGGCUUCUCCGUGGCUGGAACAUGCCGCUGUCAGUGUCAAGGGUGUCCAUGUGUCAAAAGAGCAGUUUAUCGUAGUUCGAAUGUCGAGUAAAAAAUUGUAUAUUCGCAUUUGAUUCUUGCGCUAAAAAUCGAAAAGGAAAAAGAACGAGUUUUUUUAAUUAUUCACUAACUGAUAAGACGAUGGCUGUUAGCAGUGGAGUAUCUUUUGUAUUAUCGUCCAUAAUGACGGUACUGCUGUUUUCCGGAAUGCAAAUGUACAAAGGUUGGCUGGGUUCGUCACAAUUUGGAACUGUAUUGGGUGGAUGGGUGGGAUCUUUGUUGUUUAUGUGCACAUUGACCGCUGUGGGAAAUCUCGAGAGGUCUUUAUUCGGAAAGUCAUUCCAACAGAAAUUGCUUCCAGAAGUGGUUUUUUCACUGACUUUGAGUCUAAUUGCUUCUGCUCUGAUACAUCGAGUAUCUACCACAACAUGUUUAAUAUUCUCUCUCCUUGCACUUUAUUACAUGAAUCGAAUUUCUCAAGAAACAUAUGGUGUUUCUGUACAGAAUUCAAUCCAAGUGCAAUCUAAGAGACGCAAAUGAAUAUGUACAAGGAUGUUUAUAUUUUUCUAUUAUUAUACAUCAUGAAAAGUGUUGAUACAUCUU
This is a messenger RNA of Pseudomyrmex gracilis, 682 nucleotides long. RefSeq names its product protein KRTCAP2 homolog. The record is from RefSeq and is a predicted model, not a curated record. NCBI's taxonomy places the organism in Eukaryota, Metazoa, Arthropoda, Insecta, Hymenoptera, Formicidae. The transcript is spliced from 3 exons. The coding region runs from base 221 to 619 and encodes 132 amino acids.